Molecule: messenger RNA, 3946 nt
Organism: Mercurialis annua (annual mercury)
Lineage: Eukaryota; Viridiplantae; Streptophyta; Magnoliopsida; Malpighiales; Euphorbiaceae
Product: zinc finger CCCH domain-containing protein 19-like
Exons: 10
Coding region: 120-3632 (1170 amino acids)
Molecular function (GO): protein binding; DNA binding
Source: RefSeq, a predicted model, not a curated record
UUAUUUCUUAUUAUUUUUUUGUGCUGAAACCAGUCGGGUCGAUAUGAAUGAGUAAAGUUAGAUAGAUAAAUUAGUUGUUGAUGCUACUCAUAUUUCAUUGAAAUCAUCAAAUUCAGACUAUGAAUUCAAUGGAAGAACAAGAACAGAAGGACAAGGAGGACGAGGAGAUGGUGGAUGGCCGGAAACAGGAGGCGGAGGCGGAGACAGAGGAGGAGCGGUUACCGGAGGAAAUAGAGAGAUUACCGGAGCAAGAGAAGCUUCAGUUACAAGAGGAAGCGGUGGAGGAGGUGGAGGAUGUACAGUUGUUGAGAAAUGAGGCGGAGAAACAGUCUGGUAGCGUGGGGGAGGUGGAAGAGGUGGCGGCGGUUGAUGAUAAGGGUGAAUUAGAGUUACCAAAGGCGGAGGAGGUGGCAGAGGAGGAAGAGACGGCGGCGGAGGAGGUUGAUAAUUCGAAGUUACAGUUAUUAGAAAAGGAUGAUAGUUUACAGUUACCGAAGGAGGAGGAACAAGUGCAGGAAGAUGAUUUUCCAUUACGGGCGGAGGAGGCGGCAGCGACGGGGGAGGAGGAGGAGAAGUUACAGGAGGGUGGUGAGAAUUCAGAGUUAGAGAAGGAGGAGGAUGAUGAUUUGGAAUUACAGAAGGAGGCGGCGGUGGAGGCGGCGGUGGAGGCGGAUGAGGAGCAGUUACAAGAGGGUGCUGAUGAUAUAGAGUUAGAGAAGGAGGAGGAGGAGGGUGAUGAGAAUUUACAGAAUCAGGUGGAGGCCGAGGAAGAGCAGUUACAGGAGGGUGGUGAUGAUAUAGAGUUAGAGAAGGAGGAUGAGGAUGAUGUUUUGAAAUUACAGGAGGCGGAGGUGGAGGCAGAGGCCGAGGAGGAGCAGUUACAUGAGGGUGGUGAAGAGUUAGAGUUAGAAAGGGAGGAUGACGAUGAGGUGGAGGAUGAGGAGGAGGAAGAUGGAGCUGAAAUUGAAGAGGAAAAUGGAAAGGAGGAAGAUUUUAACCAGCAAGAGGAGAUUCAACAACAGGACAAUGGUUCACAACCAGCUGGAGACACUGGUCUUGUUGGUUCAGAAGAUGCAGGGGGAGUAGAUGUCCAUAUGGAGGAUGCAGAUGAUGAUGAUUCAUCACAGCUUGCUGGACAUCAUUCUCCUCAUGCUGCUAAUGAUGCUGAUGCAGGUGGUGGUGUUUCCGAAGAAGAUACAGGAGGAGAUGCUAAUUUGGAGGAUGUGGAAGCUGAACUGGAGGCUAAUGUUGUGGAUGAAAGUAAGGGGAAAAGGAAACGUGGGAAAAUACAGGCGAAUACUAGAACAACUCCACCUCAGAGGAAGAAAAAGGAAGAGGAAGAUGUUUGUUUUGUUUGUUAUGAUGGUGGCAGCCUUGUGCUUUGCGAUCGUAGGGGUUGCCCAAAGGCAUAUCACCCAGCUUGUAUUAAAAGGGAUGAGUCAUUCUUUCAGUCAAAAUCUAAAUGGAAUUGCGAUUGGCAUAUAUGUAGCAGUUGUCAGAAAGCUUCACAUUAUAUGUGUUAUACUUGUGCAUACUCUUUAUGCAAAGCAUGCACCAAAGAUGCUGAUUUUGUGUGCGUAAGAGGAACUAAAGGAAUUUGUGGAGCUUGCAUGAAAACCAUAAUGUUGAUUGAAAAUAUUACACCAGAAAAUACAGAGAAGGCCCAAGUUGAUUUUGACGACAAAACUAGCUGGGAGUAUCUCUUCAGAGACUAUUGGAUUGACUUAAAAGCUAAAUUGUCCAUAACAGUGGAUGAGCUAACUAGAGCUAAAAAUCCGAGGAAAGGAGAUGAGCCUGCUAAAUCUAAGAAUUCUGCGAAAGGGAUCGGCAGCUCUGUUGCUCCCAAAGAGGUAUCUUCAGGUGAGCUUUAUCAGGUUGAUGAUGAGAAAGAUGCUUCUGUAGACAAUGGUGGAAAUAUGGAGGCAAAUCGUUCUAAGAGAAGAAAAACUAGGGAUCAGGUUAAGGUUCUUAAGAAGCAGAAGUCUCUAGUUAGGGAAGGUUCUGAUGUGGAUGAAGUCACUCCUUUGACUGAAGGUCCAUGGGCAACAAAGGAGCUUUUAGAAUUUGUUGCUCACAUGAAAAAUGGGGAUACAUCUGUGGUAUCGCAAUUUGAUGUCCAGGCCCUUUUAGUAGAAUACAUUAAAAGAAAUAAUCUUCGCGAUCCUCGCCAGAAAAGUCAAAUUAUUUGUGAUUCAAGACUCAGAAACCUGUUUGGACAGCCACGCGUGGGGCAUUUUGAAAUGCUGAAGCUUCUUGAAAACCACUUUCUUAUCAAAGAAAAGUCUCCUGCUGAUGACGGUACUCGAGAGGGAGUUUCUGAUGCCAUUGAUAGCGAUGGAGAGGCUGCUGGAAGUAGCGAUAGUCGUAAUGAUAGAAGACGUAAAUCACGUAAAAAGUCAAAAUCUCACAUGAACCGCAAUUCAGAAGAAUAUGCAGCAAUAGAUGUUCACAACAUUAGCCUGGUAUACCUAAAGCGUAGCCUAUUAGAAAACCUGUUGGAUGAUACUGAGAAGUUUCAUGAAAAGGUUGUUGGGUCAUUUGUGCGAAUUAGAAUUUCGGGUGGUGAUCAAAAGCAAAACAUGUAUAGGCUCGUUCCGGUUAUAGGUACUAGCAAGGUGGAUGAAUCUUAUAAAGUUGGCUCUAGAAAAACUGAUAUCAUGGUUGAAAUAUUAAAUCUGAACAAGAAAGAGACUGUAUCAAUUGAUGGGAUUUCAAAUCAGGAAUUUUCAGAGGAUGAAUGUAGACGUUUACGCCAAAGUAUAAAAUGUGGACUUAUCAAACGGAUGAAAGUUGGUGAGGUUCAGGAGAAAGCAAUGGCACUUCAAUCCGUCAAAGUCAAUGAUUGGCUGCAAGCAGAAAUAGCAAGGCUCAAUCAUCUUCGUGAUCGAGCUAGUGAAACGGGACGAAGGAAGGAGCUUAGAGAAUGCGUAGAGAAAUUAGAUCUUUUGAAGUCUCCAAAGGAACGCCAACGCAGGCUACACGAGAUUCCUGAUGUACACAUGGAUCCAAAUAUGGAUCCAAGUCACGAGUCUGAAGAAGAUGCUGGAGAUUCAGAUGAUACGAAACAAGUUGAUCAUGUAAGACCGAGAGGUACUGGUUUUGGCAGAAGGCCUUUAGAUCGCAAUUCUUCAUUCCGAGAAGGUGAUCAAAACAGUCCAGGAAACAGGUCACAAAAGAAUAUGGCUACUGCCUCGGAGCAAAGUCGACACAUAACCACACCACCUUCGGUAAAUAGGGAGUCUAAGUGGAGUCAAGGAUGGGGACCCUCUGGACUGAAUAAUCAUAACGGAGCAAAGAGCCAGUUAAGCCCUACUGGUGUAUCAACUAGUGAUUGGAGUACCAGACCAGCUGUAAGAACUGAAUCCCAUCCUGUUGCGGCACCAAUUGCUAUACCGUCGCCUCAUUCGUCAGCAAGAGAGGUAUUAAAUUCUGAUUUCGAGACAGAAAAAAUAUGGCAUUAUCGAGAUCCAUCCGGAAAUAACCAAGGGCCGUUUACCAUCAUUCAACUGCGUAAAUGGAAUGCAAAAGGCCAUUUUCCUGCUCAAUUCCGAGUGUGGAAGACAAACGCGAACCAAGAAGAAGCGAUACUUUUAUCUGAUAUAUUGGAUGGCCGAUUCCCGAGAAGGCUGUAACUUUUUUUCACUGCCCAAGGAGCAGCAGCAGUAGAAUGCCUCAAAUGAUGCAGAUGAAAAGGUAAAAAAUGGUGAUAGUGAAAUACAAGUAGUUGUUGAUAGCUGCUAAAUAUUUCUAAUACAGCUUAGUUUAGCAUCUUAUAUUUUCUUCACAUCACAUUUUGUUGUUAUAUUAACUUACUUCUGGUUAAAAGUUUUUAGGUUAGGUAUUAUGUUUAGGGUUUAAUGUGUUUAGACUGUAUACAGGCUUUGUUUGUUUGUAAGUUUAGGUAUGCCUGCUGCACAGAUCAAUAAAUACAGGUAUCUUUCUGCUC